Molecule: messenger RNA, 2128 nt
Organism: Heterobasidion irregulare TC 32-1
Lineage: Eukaryota; Fungi; Basidiomycota; Agaricomycetes; Russulales; Bondarzewiaceae
Exons: 3
Coding region: 160-1734 (524 amino acids)
Biological process (GO): regulation of DNA-templated transcription; cell differentiation; anatomical structure morphogenesis
Molecular function (GO): RNA polymerase II cis-regulatory region sequence-specific DNA binding; DNA-binding transcription factor activity, RNA polymerase II-specific
Source: RefSeq, a predicted model, not a curated record
CAAAAGAACAAGCGUUACCUCCAAACUCUCCUGAGCACUUCCCCACCAGCCUCCCUCCUGCCGCAGCAGGAGUUCCAACUGUUCUUCGUUUCCGCUACCUUCCCCACUCCAUAACUUCCACAGCGACCCCCCAUUGUCCUCACUAGAACAUCAUCCAUCAUGCCCGCCUACCGCACUCGCGAUACACACUCUCGAUCACUCGAAGUGACCGUAGACCACGUCCACACCCCGAUGUUCAAUAUCAUAUCCCCGACGCCGCGCGCCUUCACGUUCCCUAAUAUCAUGACCUCUCCUUUAUCUUCGCCGUCCAACUCUCCGUUUGAGGCCGAGCUCAAACCAUCCACGCUCACUCCCCCACCAACGACCCCCACCCCCUCCUCGCACAUUUCAUCCGAUGUUUCUCUCCAAAUCGCGGAGCGCACACAAGCACCGCCCGCGCCCGCUCCCACCAAGACGCACCGCCGGCGCCGCUCUACAGCCAGCGAUCUCAACGAGCGUCGACCGAAGAAGGGAGACGAGGACUACGUCAAGCGGCCAGAGAACGCGUUCAUUCUCUUCAGGCGCAAAUGUUGCGAGGACCGUAAUUCUGCGCUGGGCGCAGGAGAGGCAGGCGAGGGUGGCGACAAGGCGUCCGCGCCAACCAAGAAGCAACGACAGGCUGAUCUCUCAAAGGCGAUUAGCAGGGAAUGGAAGGCCCUCACAGCUGAGGAACGCCAGUACUGGGAGGAACUCGCCAAGGAGAAGAAGAAGGAGCACGAGCAGCUGCAUCCCAACUACGUGUAUAGGCCCCAGCGAGUCAAGGGAAAGAAGGCGGCAGCUCUGAAAGGGAAGGGAAAGAAGCCGGACGAUGAAGAGAUGGACGAUGGUGAGAUUUCGUUCAUCAUGCCACUAUCAGUUCGUCCAGGUCCGCGCGCGGCAUCGGCACCUACUCCUCCCUAUCAGCAGCAUAUCACCGUCCCGCCCGUCUUCAUGUCCUCAACACCAUCAUCACCCUCGAUGGUCCCAACAGGCGCACGGCGACCUUCGUUCCCUUUCCCUGCGCAGAAUGGAGGAUUCAAUUUCGAUUUCGCACCUUCGGAUGGCCUUCAGCAGCCGUACCCCGAACCACAAGGCUGGGAUCCAAACGUCAAUGGCUCGGCGGGUUUUGUUGGAACGUUCGACCCGACGCCGUUCUUUGUCGAUAACAAUAACAAAAAUGACGUUUCCCUUGACUCGUUCGGUGGAUGCCCAGAUCAACGCAUGUUCGCGCCUUCUCAGCAGCUGCUUGUGUCUUCGUAUGCUGCUGGCUCGUCGGGUCCCCCCUCGCCAGACGAUAGACCAUUCACGCCAACGUCCUCCCUUGAAGUGAUUGGUAUCCCCGGCGAAAUCUGGCAACAACACGAAGCGUUCUGUAUUCCUGACGUCCCCACAUCCCAAUGUCCUCCCGAAAUGCUCGAAUUCGAAUAUCGGCCUUUCGCCUGGCCCUCUGCGACGAUAAAAGGCGGAUGGACAAACGGUUCACAACCACUGUUCAACGAGGACUUCGAUCUGAGUAGCCUCUCGCCAAUCGAGCUCGAGGGUGUCAAGUACUCUGAUGAUCCCAAGGCCGCCACCGUCGAGUCCAUGGGAUCCGGAUUUCCCCACGAACAGUACUGCAGUCCAACGCAUAUGGAUGUCGACAGACUGGGCCACGAUCCGUUCACUGCGAUGUUUGGCUACAAUGAUCUGCAGAUGUCUGGCGAACACUUUUCAUGACUCCAUCGAUGAUGCUGCUGUCCCCGGUGGAAGCGGCAUGUACAGAUAGUUGUAUACUCACCUGUUUUCCAUAUCUCCCUUCCACCUCACCGCACUCUUAAACUGUAUCCCACUCACGCCCGCGAUACUUCUGAACAAUUCAUGCUCACCCCUGUAUUACCUGUAGUUCCCAUCGUACGGUUGGUCUUGAUGAUCUGCUGUAUCAGUCACGUCUUUAUGACCCUUUCACUACACUUCUACUCACUAUUCCCCCGGGAUACCUUCCACAGCGGAUUUCCUUCCAUUAUGACUGCUGAUGACAUUUCCAUUAUCGGUUGCUCGAUGUCUUAUUCGCAUAUCUGUGAUGUACUCACCUAGCUGACAGGAAUUCAACUUCUCGAUGGAAUUGAGCAGU